CCCAAUCGUGCCUUUCUUUCCUUCUUUCGAAGAAGGGACCAAUCGCUUCGCCCUCCGGUCGCGCGGCUUGGGUAUCUGGUUGGCUUCCCGUGGCCUUCGCCUGCACCAUCGAGAUGACGAGAGCGCCGCCGACAUCGAGGCGGCUGGCCGCAAGGGCCGUCGGGAAAGGAGCGGCGUGCCGUGCCGUGCCGUGCCGUGCCUCGCGCUGCGCUCCGCGCGUCGGGUGGGCUUGGCGGGCGGCGCGCGGCUGCCGCGGGCGAGAGCGGCGAGGGCGGUCCGGAGCGUCUGCGCGGGCGGCCCAGUGCGAAGCCGCCGCGGCCGCGGUUCCAGCGCCAUGGCGGGCGGAGGCAGCGCCGGCGAGUGGUGCCUCAUGGAGAGCGACCCGGGAGUCUUCACGGAGCUCAUCAAGGGCUUCGGUUGCAGGGGUGCCCAGGUCGAGGAAAUAUGGAGUUUGGAACCAGAAAACUUUGAAAAAUUAAAGCCAGUUCAUGGAUUAAUUUUUCUAUUCAAGUGGCAACCAGGAGAAGAACCAGCUGGCUCCGUUGUUCAGGAUUCCAGAUUAGAUACAAUAUUUUUUGCUAAACAGGUAAUAAAUAAUGCGUGUGCAACUCAAGCCAUAGUAAGUGUGCUAUUAAAUUGUACCCAUCAAGAUGUCCAUUUAGGAGAAACACUAUCAGAAUUUAAAGAAUUCUCUCAAAGUUUCGAUGCAGCGAUGAAGGGCCUGGCAUUAAGCAACUCGGAAGUGAUUCGGCAAGUCCACAACAGUUUCGCCAGACAGCAAAUGUUUGAAUUUGAUGCAAAAUCAACAGCAAAAGAAGAAGAUGCUUUUCAUUUUGUCAGCUAUGUCCCUGUACAUGGAAGAUUAUAUGAACUGGAUGGUCUGAGAGAAGGCCCAAUAGAUUUAGGUGUGUGCAAUCAAGAUGACUGGAUCAGUGCUGUAAGGCCUGUCAUAGAAAAACGAAUACAAAAGUACAGUGAAGGUGAAAUAAGGUUUAACUUGAUGGCAAUUGUAUCUGACAGAAAAAUGAUAUAUGAACAGAAAAUUACAGAACUGCAGAGACAACUUGCUGAGGAAGAGCCCAUGGAUACAGACCAGACCAGUAAUAUACUAAGUUCUAUUCAGUCAGAAGUUGCGAAAUAUCAGAUGUUAAUUGAUGAAGAAAACCAAAAAUUGAAACGGUACAAGGGGGCUGUGCAACCUGAUCCCUCCAACAAGAUUGAAAACAUUAGAAGAAAACAUAACUACCUGCCAUUCAUCAUGGAACUGCUAAAGACCUUGGCAGAACACCAGCAAUUAAUCCCACUUGUUGAAAAGGCAAAAGAAAAACAGAAUGCUAAGAAAGCUCAAGAGGCCAAAUGAAGACUGGUGUCUUUUCUGUGUUGGCUUCCCCCACGGCUGUUUGGUGGAGAAAAUGUGCUUCUGAUUUUUUUGUCUUCAUGAAAGCAACCCUGCAAGACUUCUUGUAAAGUUUAAAUUUGUCCAGUGCACGUUUACCAAUUUGUAACAGCUUGUCCUGUCCCAGUUGCUCGGGGUCUAUGAAUCUUCCCUUUUUCAUCCACAUCAUGUGCAUGUACUACCACUCAGAAAAGGCUUUUAGAAUUUCUGUUAAAUUCCAGUAUUUAAUGGUGAUAUCUGACUUAUUCUUCAUAUUUAAUCAGGAAAUGCUGCUGCAAUUUGUAUAGACCCAAAUUUGUGCAAGUAAUGUAGACCUUUUUACUGUAAUGAACAUAUUUAAGUAUUUUGUCUUGCAGUGAAACCUUGGAUAUAUAGUUAUGUGAAGGAAUCUUGACUUAUUUUUACAAAUAAGUUGGCCUGUAUUUGCUUAUCACCACUAUCUGUCUUGGUCUCUGAGCCUUUCAGUGGCUGUUUCUCUGUUUUUGUUCCUAUGGAGUUAUGUCUAAAUUUUCUACAGAGUUGAGAGUAAAAACUGAACGGUAGAAUCAUUUACAGACCAGUGCACAAGCCUAAGAGUCUAUUGCUUCAGUAGGAAAAAAAGAAUAAUAAAUUUUCCCAUUUUUAUUUUGGCAAAUGUUUGUACGUUGUAAUAUUCCUAUCAUGGUUAAUGUAAUUUUUGAAAGGAUAUCCCUCAUCCUCCUCUGGAGCCAUUUCUGUGUAACACCAAAAUUACAAAAAAGAGGUUUCCAAUGUUUUCCAGUAUUCAUGGAGAUGUUUAUUUGCAGUGGGUGGGGGGCAGCAUCAGUAUCUUAUAGGGUUUGGAGGAGAAUUUGCAAUUUGCCCUUCUCUGGUGUACACCACUACCUGUAUAUAUAUUUUCCUGAUGUUCUGAAUUAAACAAAUGCUCUAUUUUCAUCCUUCA
Molecule: messenger RNA, 2318 nt
Organism: Varanus komodoensis (Komodo dragon)
Lineage: Eukaryota; Metazoa; Chordata; Lepidosauria; Squamata; Varanidae
Gene: UCHL5
Product: ubiquitin C-terminal hydrolase L5
Exons: 12
Coding region: 335-1360 (341 amino acids)
Biological process (GO): ubiquitin-dependent protein catabolic process; protein deubiquitination
Cellular component (GO): Ino80 complex; cytoplasm
Molecular function (GO): cysteine-type deubiquitinase activity; proteasome binding
Source: RefSeq, a predicted model, not a curated record